Molecule: messenger RNA, 2287 nt
Organism: Galdieria sulphuraria
Lineage: Eukaryota; Rhodophyta; Bangiophyceae; Galdieriales; Galdieriaceae
Product: GTP-binding protein LepA
Exons: 2
Coding region: 13-2115 (700 amino acids)
Biological process (GO): positive regulation of translation
Molecular function (GO): GTPase activity; GTP binding; ribosome binding
Source: RefSeq, a predicted model, not a curated record
CUACAUUAUUCAAUGCCUAAAAGAGUUGAUUCCUGCCGUGGAAAAUGUUUACGUUGUAAUAGACACAUAUUGUAUGGAUUUUGUAAUACAAGCUUUCAGCUUUAUGACUUUCGUGUCAACUGCUCUAGAUGGGUUUCCACAAAAAGGCACGUUGGCUUGAGUAGCCUCAAGGGUAACAAGCCUUGGUUAUGGCUUGGAAAGCAUUUGCUACAUGUUGGUUAUUCACGUUCUAUUAUAUUUCCUGUCUCCCUUUCUAUGGCAGAAAUUUCAACUCACUCCAAAGGAGAAGAACAAACAAUUGAAAACGUCUCUCCACAACAAAUAAGAAAUUUUUGUAUCAUCGCGCACAUCGAUCACGGAAAAUCCACUCUUGCAGAUCGUUUAUUGCAAUUGACAAAUACUGUGAGCAACAGAGAUAUGAAAGAACAGUUUUUGGACUCCAUGGAUUUGGAAAGGGAGCGAGGAAUUACUAUCAAGCUGCAAACGGCAAGAAUGAGUUAUACAGCUGCGGAUGGAAAGCAGUACAUUCUGAACUUGAUAGAUACUCCAGGUCAUGUAGACUUUUCUUAUGAAGUAAGCCGUUCACUUGUCGCUUGUGAAGGCGCUAUUCUAGUUGUCGAUGCCAGUCAAGGAGUAGAAGCCCAAACUUUGGCAAACGUUUAUUUAGCUUCCGAAAGUGGUCUGGAGAUUAUACCAGUCUUAAACAAAGUUGACCUUCCUUCAGCGGAACCUUUGCGUGUUAAACAAGAAAUUGAACAAAUGAUUGGGCUGGACACUAGUGACUGUUUGGAAAUAUCAGCCAAAACAGGGAAGAAUGUUGAAAAGGUGUUGGAAUAUAUUGUCGAGUAUAUUCCACCACCGAAAGAUCGAUCUGAUGCUCCUCUUCGUGCUCUUAUUUUUGAUAGUUAUUAUGACUCGUAUCGAGGAGUCAUUGUAUAUUUCCGUAUUUUCGAUGGAAUAUUGGAGACUGGAAGAAAGAUUCGUUUUAUGAACUCCCAAAAAGAUUUCGAAACAGUGGAGAUUGGAGUUUUAGCUCCUCAUCAAGUUUCCGUUGCUCGUCUUGGUCCAGGUGAAGUGGGAUAUUUAGUGGCAGGAAUCAAAACAGUACAGGAUGCCAGAGUUGGAGACACUAUAACAUUAGCUAGUCAACCUGCUCAUUCUCCAUUAGCUGGAUAUAAAGAAGCUAAACCUAUGGUAUUUUGUGGAUUGUAUCCAGCAGAUGCAGAUCAAUUCGAGGAUUUAAGAGAAGCCUUAGAAAGACUCAAAUUGAAUGACUCGGCAUUGAGUUAUGAACCUGAGAGCUCUUCUGCUAUGGGAUUUGGAUUCCGUUGUGGAUUUUUAGGACUAUUACAUAUGGAAAUUGUUUGUGAGCGUCUUUCGAGAGAAUACGGACUAGAUUUAGUGACCACAUCUCCCAGUGUGGGUUAUUAUGUGCACUUGGAGAAAAAGUCUCCCUUACUAAUUCAGAACCCUUGUGAGCUGCCUGAACCUCACCUUAUCGAUCAUAUUGAAGAACCCUAUGUACGUUUAGAAAUCAUUACACCCAGUGAGUUUGUAGGUUCAUUGAUGGAAUUGACUCAAUCGAGAAGAGGAAUAUUUCAAGAUAUGAAAUACAUCACAGCUACUCGCACUUCACUUAUUUAUGAAUUACCACUGGCAGAGUUGGUCACCAACUUUUUUGAUCUAGUAAAGUCUCGCUCUCGUGGAUAUGCUUCCAUGGAAUAUCACUGGAGUGGAUAUCGUGUAGGAGACUUGGUCAAGUUGGAAGUUGCCGUGAAUGGAGAAAAAGUGGAUGCUCUUUGUAAUAUUGUACAUCGUGACAAAGCAUAUUCCAUUGCUCGUGCUCUUACAGAAAGAUUAAAGGAACUGAUUCCUAGACAACAGUUUCGAAUUCCUGUUCAAGGUAUGAUUGGUAGUCGAGUAAUAGCAUCGGAACAUAUUCCUGCAUUAAGGAAGGAUGUAUUGGCAAAAUGUUAUGGAGGUGAUAUAUCCCGAAAGAAGAAAUUACUAAAGAAACAAGCCGAAGGAAAGAAGAAAAUGAAAGCCAUUGGAAAAGUGGACGUUCCACAGGAAGCUUUUCGCGCUAUGCUAAGUUUAAAACAAACUGACGAUUAGUAAAUAGAAUAUAUUUUACAUCCUAUCAAACAAUAGAGACCUUGGACUCUUAUUUGUAUUGGCUUUGUUGGAGCCAACUUUUGGAGCAUCUUAACCACAUCUUUUGGCCACUGCUGUAAUGAGCUCUUUGCCAAAGUCACAUGCGGAACUGCAGGACAAUAAAAUAUAGGCA